Messenger RNA from Cordyceps militaris CM01, 738 nucleotides. RefSeq lists its product as uncharacterized. The transcript is spliced from 5 exons. The coding region runs from base 1 to 738 and encodes 245 amino acids. The record is from RefSeq and is a predicted model, not a curated record. Lineage: Eukaryota; Fungi; Ascomycota; Sordariomycetes; Hypocreales; Cordycipitaceae. Gene Ontology annotation, biological process: mycotoxin biosynthetic process.
AUGCCUACGCCGGAUUCUGAAGAAAAUGUACCCUUUAUGGGCGACAAGACGCGAGACUCGGACCAGCGUACUGACCGGGCUGUUCUUGUUCGGAGACUUCAGCAGAAUGUCGUCUGUGGUGUUUUGGGAUUCAUUUCCUCUUCGUUGAUUUUCCUCACUAUUCUACUCUUCACCAGGCUCCCAACAAACACCACCACCUGUACCAAGCCACAGGUACUGCCCGGCCAGAGUUUUUGGCCAGAGAUUCCCGACUUUGCGCGAGUCUUUGUGGACGACAAGGACUGGAUAGACGCGGGCGAAAUUGGCGACGUGCUUUGGCAUGAUCUUUUGCCGGUUGGCGGGGGCUUUGUACCGAUACCCUGGCCGCGAAACUAUGCCUUGCCCGAAAGCGCUCCCUUGGAGGGGAACCCAGAGCAAGCAGAGCUUUAUGCUACGUCGAGUGUACAUCAAUUACAUUGCCUGGCAACCAUGCGAGAGACGAUCAAGUCCUAUAGUCAGGGCGAGGAACCAUUAUAUAGCAGUGGCCAUGCCUACCACUGCUUAAACUAUUUGAGGCAGGGUGUGCUGUGCGCAGCGGACACAACCCUUGAGUACGGACAUCCUGUUUGGAACAAGGAGAAGACAUCUAUGGAAUACGACUUUGCUGGGAAUGGUGUGGUGCAUCAAUGUCGAAACUGGAAUACUGUGAAGGAGUUUCUUGUGAACCAUCGUACUCCUGAUAAACAGUCGAUGAACUAG